Molecule: messenger RNA, 2256 nt
Organism: Notothenia coriiceps (black rockcod)
Lineage: Eukaryota; Metazoa; Chordata; Actinopteri; Perciformes; Nototheniidae
Gene: cacng2a
Product: calcium channel, voltage-dependent, gamma subunit 2a
Exons: 2
Coding region: 1-804 (267 amino acids)
Biological process (GO): positive regulation of synaptic transmission, glutamatergic; transmission of nerve impulse; neurotransmitter receptor internalization
Cellular component (GO): AMPA glutamate receptor complex; voltage-gated calcium channel complex; postsynaptic density membrane
Molecular function (GO): channel regulator activity; voltage-gated calcium channel activity
Source: RefSeq, a predicted model, not a curated record
AUGGUGCCAGGUGUUGACGAGGAGGUUUUGGCAGUGAGGCAUGAUGGGCACAGCAGGGUGCGGUUAUUACUUUGUGAACGGCCCACAAACAGCGGAAAGAGGGGGGACCCCCUGGUGUUGACCACUCAGACAUUAGAGAGAGUGUCACCUGGAAAAAAGGGCCAUCAAAGCGGCCUCGAUCCGCUCUCACACCUGCGUACAGUUUUUGUGUCGCAGCUACCCGCGGUUAUGCAGCCGCCGCCAUCUGUUCAGAGACUCAGCUCAGGACGCCUGAGCAACAUCAUCGGGAUCAUUGUGUACAUAUCAGCCAACGCGGGGGACCCUUCAAAAAGCGACUCAAAGAAGAACAGCUACUCUUACGGCUGGUCCUUCUACUUCGGUGCCCUCUCCUUCAUCAUGGCUGAGAUGGUAGGCGUUUUGGCCGUGCACAUGUUCAUCGACCGGCAUCGACAGCUCCGAAUAGGGGCGCGUGCAGCCGACUACCUCCAAGGCUCGGCCAUAACGCGAAUCCCAAGCUACCGCUACCGCUACAGGCGUCGCUCGCGCUCCUCCUCCCGCUCCACAGACCCCUCACACUCCCGUGACACCUCGCCUGUGGGCCUCAAGGGCUUCAGCGCGCUGCCAUCUACAGAGAUCUCCAUGUACACGCUUCCCCGGGACACCCUCAAGUCCUCCGGCACGCCCACCGCCACCUACAACUCGGAGAGGGACCACACCUUCCUGCAAGUCCACAACUCCAUCCAGAAGGACCUGAAAGACUCGAGCCAGACCAACACAGCGAACCGCCGCACCACGCCGGUAUGAGGGAGUCGAGACAGGCCAGCGGAGAGCGGGAGACACGGGAACCCCUGUGGGUGCAGUCCACCCCAGGAGAAGAUGGAUUUCCAUGUUUAUAGACAUUUGUUCUUUUUGUUCAGCUGCAUGACUUUUCCAUUACCAUUGUUGAGAGAGCUUCAACAAUCUGCUGUGUCCCUGGAUUGAAUGGCAGAACAGUGAGAAUGGGUCAGAGUGUGAGAUCUGUCAUUUUUUGCGCAGGGUUUGUUUAUGAGGUUUUUUGGCACUGAAAGGGAGGGCGGGAGGGCAUUUAUGAGAUAAAGAUUUCAUGAUUUCAUUGCCGCUUGGUUUGACACUUUUGCCCCACAUGUUUGGUUGUCAACAUGUCAAGCUCCCCCUCAGCAAGCCAACCGCUCAGAUAUACACCUCCUUUAUUUAUUGACUCAUUUGUUCAUUUUUUGCAUUAAAACUGUGAAUUGUUACAGUUUGGGAUUCAGUAAGAAUUAGCCCAAUCUGUAAUCUCUAACAAAGGUACUAUAUAUAUAUAUGUAUUACUUUUAUAAAUAAAUUAUUACGUUAAUAAUCAAGAGUUACAGACUUUACCGAAGCAAAAAACAAAAAAAAAACAAGUUAACUUAACCAAGUGCUGUUGGUAAGAUGAGAAAUGACUCUUUUAGUAUCUGUUCAUUUGAAGGUUGAGAACAAGAGGAGGGGCUUCAGGUAGCAGCAGUACACGGCGACUGAUGCCACCAGAGGCAGGUACAGAUAGUCAACAGUAGAAUAAUAUCUAUUAUUUUAAUAGAACCUUCUCGUCUUUUUCUCAGUCCCUGUUCACUUUCUUUUUUUGGGGGGUCGUAACGGGAGACUUGAACCCCUUAACAGAAAGAGCCAACCAAAGGGGUCAAAGUUCACAAAGACUCCAAACACGACUUCAACAAAAAAAAGGAAGGAGCAGAGGGAAGGAAAAGAAGAGGACGCCAAACACAAAAAUAAAAACAAGUUAAAUAUGAAAUAGUACAAGAAAAGCUAAGUGACAAUUUUCAGAAAUUAAAUGCAUGCUAUAAAAUUACAGCAAAUCUGCUCUUGAGAAACUUAAGUUUUAAAAGUUAAUUAUUAUAAGGGGAAAAAAAGCAAAGACGCUAAAAUUUAAAGUAUUAAUGUUUUCAUGUGUGUUUUUCUUAUUUUUUAUUUAUUUAGUUCAUUUGAUCUUAUUGCUUUUGUGAGACAAACCAAACAAUCUACAUUGAACAAAACUGCUUUUUUAAAUGGUUUGGUUGAUUGAUUUAUAAAUAUAUAAAUAUAUGUAUGUAUGUAUUUUAUUUUUAAAACUCACACAGCCUUAGUCAUUUCUUUGUUUCUUUUGAUUUUUAAUGUGUUGUUCAAUUUAAAAUGAUUCUUUAAAGGUGCCAAAACCGAAUGAUCCUAUACUUGGAUACAUCAAGUCCUGAUGAAUAAAAUACGAACCCUAGGGGGAACAAAUCA